AUGCCAAAGACUUUGACGAAGACUUUCGUACCUGUAUUUCUGUCCGGUAUGACGUCGCUUUCGUGUCGGCAUAGCGUGCCCCAGUUGCCACAGUUGCUAGGCUGUUCAGAGUCCUCUCGGACCCCGGCUAGGCAUCCUCCCGGUAAUGCCAGGGGCUGCUUCAAGAAACGGGUGAUGUGGGUUCCAAUCAUUCUUGGUUUGGUUCCUCGGCACCAAGCCAAUCCCAUUCCUUUCCGCUGGUGA
Messenger RNA from Oryza sativa Japonica Group (Japanese rice), 243 nucleotides. NCBI's taxonomy places the organism in Eukaryota, Viridiplantae, Streptophyta, Magnoliopsida, Poales, Poaceae. The record is from the annotation of a RefSeq genome assembly.